Molecule: messenger RNA, 3537 nt
Organism: Zea mays
Lineage: Eukaryota; Viridiplantae; Streptophyta; Magnoliopsida; Poales; Poaceae
Product: disease resistance protein Pik-2-like
Biological process (GO): defense response to other organism
Molecular function (GO): ADP binding
Source: RefSeq, a predicted model, not a curated record
CUGAUAUAGAAAACUAAGUCCCACUGCACCUCCUGCCUGCUCUCGCUCCGCCCAAGGGCACUACACUAUCUUCGCCCCCUCCCUUUUGUGCUUUUCUUCAAACCUCAGGUGCAUAUUUGGAUUGGUGGCCAAGGCAGUUCAUGCAUCUUGGGGAGCAAAUUAAAUCGUCUAUGCGCUUGCCGGCCCGUGAAAAGUGACUCCAAGGUCGAUCUGCUGCUGGUAGCUAGCUAUAGCUAGAUGGAGCUGGUGGUAGGUGCUUCGGAAUCCACCAUGAACACUCUCCUGGGCAAGCUGGGCAACCUUCUCGCCCAGGAGUAUGCUAUGCUCAGGGGCGUCCGCGGUGACAUCCAGUACAUCAACGACGAGCUCGCCAGCAUGAAGGCUUUCCUUCUCGACCUUGCUCGGGACAACCAAGACAACCGGAGGAAGGACUGGAUGAAGCAGAUCCGUGAGAUGGCCUACGACUGCGAGGACUGCAUAGAUGACUUCGCCCACCGCCUCCCCAAGGAUUCAUCCAACUUGCUGAACACCAAAUGCUGGCCCAGGUGGAUGGCUACACUGAUCUAUGACCUCACGACGUGCUGGCCUCGCCGUGAGAUCGCUUGCAACAUUGCUGAGCUCAAGGUCCGGGCGCAACUGAUUGCCGAACGACGCGUAAGAUAUGGAGUGAAGGAACCGGACAGCAGCGGAAGCAUGCCUGCUGACGCCCCCCCGGAGAACAUUGCUGAGGACCAGCUCGCAAGGCGAGAUCUCACCAUUAAGGAACCCGUAGGGAUGGGGCACGUCAUGGCGGAUCUUGAGAGGUGGGUGAAGCACGACGAGCAGGGCGCAGGCGGCCAGCGAGCUGUCGCGUCCAUUGUAGGAUUUGGGGGCGUGGGGAAGACCACCGUUGCCAUGGCACUGUACAAGAAAGUCAUGAAGGAUUUUGACUGCCGGGCGUGGGUCACUGUGUCCCAGAACUACGACAUAGAAGCCGUCCUCCGUGAGAUCCUCAAGCAAAUCAACCCAGAUUACAUGCAUCAAGACGGCGGCACUGCUGCAACCAUCUCUGAGAAGACCAAGACCAACAGGACAGCAUCAGCAUCCAUUGCUUGCAAAUUAUUGAACCGAGCUUUGAACCACCGCACAGGCCACACGCAUGGAGGAGGCACUGCUGGAAGCUCUAAGAAAAAUGACACCAGCAAAGCUGUAAUGGAGCACCUCAAAGGGAAGAGGUACCUCAUCUUAGUUGAUGACAUAUGGUCUGCAGAAACGUGGAAGAGGAUAUCAAAGUCUUUGCCUGACAAUGAUAAGGGCAGUAGAAUUAUAGUUACUUCGAGGCUUCGUGCUGUUGGUGCGACAUGCUGCCAGAAUGGAAAGGAUCACCUCUGUGCAGUUGAUUUUCUCCGUGACGAAGAUGCUGGGCAUUCAGUCGAAGUUUCUGAAUCGUCUAAGAGCCACAACGAUCACAUGGUCCCGGAAAUUAUAGACCUUGAAGAUCUAUGGAGGAGGUGUGGGGGCCAGCCUUUGGCCAUAGUCACCAUGGCUGGUCUUGUGGCCUGCAACCUGAACCAACCGAUCAGUUACUGGGAGGAACUUGGGAAAUUAUUGCCAGCGCGAGAGAUCUCCAAUACUCGCGGGGCUCCAAACCAAGUAAAUUCUCUUACUUUGGAUGGGGUUAAAAGGAUCCUUGAUUGUUGCUACAACGAUCUGCCUGGAGAUGUCAAGACCUGCUUGCUGUACUUGGGCAUGUUUCCAAAGGGCUGUAAGAUCAGUAGGAAGUGUGUGACCCGGCGAUGGAUAGCUGAAGGUUUUGUUAGUAGGAGGCAUGGGCUGAUGGAGGAGGAAGUCGCGGAGACAUAUUUCAACCAGCUUCUAAGAAGGAAGUUGAUCCGUCCUGUGGACCACAGCAGCAACGGGAGGCUAAAAACCUUUCAGGCUCAUGACAUGGUUCUUGAUUAUAUUGCGUCCAAGGCCAGCGAGGAGAACUUUAUCACUGUGGUCGGCGGCCACUGGAUGAUGCCAGCGCCCAGCGGCAAAGUGCGUCGACUUUCCAUGCAGAGCACCAGUCGUCCCAAGGCGGCCGCAGGAGAUUAUUCAACAACUAGAGGCAUGAAUUUGUCUCAGGUGCGGUCACUGGCCGCUUUUGGGAGCCUCGCGCAGCUGCCUUUCCAAGCGUUCAACAACAGGAUCAUGCAAGUCCUAGAUUUCCAAGGCCUCAAGGGAUUUAAGAACAGACAUAUGAAACACAUCUGUGAAAUGCUUGUUCUCAAGUACCUGAGCCUCAGAGGAACAGAUAUCACCGAAAUCCCGUCGAGGAUUGGGAAACUUGAGUAUCUAGAGACGCUUGACAUAAGGGAGACCGAUGUCGUGGAGCUGCCAAAAGAUGUGAAGCAACUAAAAAGGAUCAGCAGCAUACUUGGUGGGAACAAGCACAAGAACCCUCGGAAAGGCCUGAGGCUGCCCCAAGAAAAGAGCAGAAAGAAGAAGAGACGACGGACGACGGACGACGACGGGAUGAUGAAAGCACUCCGUAUACUGUCUGGGAUCGAGAUCAACGAGAAUACAGACGUAAGUGGGCUUCACCAGUUGACGGAGCUAAAGAAGCUUACAGUUUACAUGCUAAACGUGCUAGACGAAUACAGAGCUGACAUCUUUGAACAGCUGCUCUCUUCUAUCGAGUAUCUUUGCAGCUGCGGUCUGCAAACCCUUGCGAUCAAUGACGAAGAUUCUAAAUUUACCCAGUCACUGGACAAGAUGUCUGCAGCUCCAAGAUAUCUCGUCGCCCUUGAACUCUCCGGAAAGUUGGUGAAACCCCCAGAAUGGAUCGAUAAGCUACUGACACUGAACAAGCUAACCCUUUCCAUCACCAUUCUUCGGACUCCUACUUUCGAGAAACUCCGCAGCUUGCCGUUGCUGUAUUCUCUAACCUUUUCAUUCAGUGCAGUAAAGCAGGAUCAGCAGGACGACAUCAAGGAAAUUCUGGAGGAGAACAAAUCAACCACAGAUGGUGAGAUCUUUGUGCCAAAAGGAUUCCAGAAUCUUAAACUCCUUCGUUUCUUUGCACCACAUAUUCCAAAGCUGGGGUUUUCUGACAAUGCAAUGCCAGUACUUGAGACAAUUGAGGCGCGGUUUAAAGCCUUCGAAGGUCUGUUUGGCGUUGACACACUAGAAAAUCUCAAAGGGGUACAUCUCAGAGAAGCUAAAGUGGGGGAAAAUGGCAAGGAAAUAGCAGACAUUAACGAAAUCUUGGUACAUGAUUUGAAAGAUAGCACCGAGGGACUCAAGGCAAUCGUUGAUCACACUUUCAUCACUUAUUGAAAUAUUGUCGCCGCCCUCUUCUCAUUAUUAUCAUAAAUAAUUAACUAAGCUACUACCCUUUUUUUGCUUCCUCCAAAUUAAAUAAGGAGAUGGACACGUUUUAUAUAUAGAUAGAUAUAUUGUGACGGCAGAUGCUGCUGCUGGGUUGCGUUUAUUUGUGUUAAUCUCUUUCACUGUUGAGAAGACACAGAACGAAGACACCGCGAUACUAUUUGUAACCCAGUCCAUCGGUUGCCA